AUCAUGUGACUCCGGUAAGUCAUUUGCAAGUACAACAGUCCUCUGUGCGCCCCCAUUCAUUUCCUGCAAACAGCAGCUGAGAGAAGAGACACUGUAUAGGGAAGGAAAUAUUUCUCCUCUACAGCUUUCCACCAGUGCUCGAACAGCAAAGACACCUUUGAGAACAUAAUGCUAAUGCUUGAUGGGAUGCCGAUGGCAAGAGUCAAACCAGAGCUUCUGGAAUCUGAGCGAGGGUCUCCACGAACCCCUAACUUUUCAGAUAUGGAAGCUGUUCCAAUCCUGCUUAAUAAUAUGAAAGCAGAACCUCCAGAGGACUUACUUUCCACCGAUCAAUAUCAGACGCAAACUGAGCCAGUGGACUUGUCCAUUAACAAAGCCCGAACAUCACCAACAGCAGUAUCGUCAUCACAGUCCUCACCCAGCUCAGUGACAACAAUCUCAGUCUCUUCAAUGUCCUCUUGCUCUCCUCGAUUGACUUCAUCCCCAACUGUGAUUACAUCGGUGUCCUCAUCAUCAGGAAUGUCAACAGUAUUAGCAUCAGGCUCCAUUGUGGCAUCUUCACCAGCUAUUGGAGGCCAACAAUACUUGCACAUAAUCCAUCCAAUGCCACCUUCAAAUCCAAUGAACUUUCAGUCCAGCAAACUGAGUCAUGUACAUCGCAUUCCAGUGGUUGUACAGUCUCUUCCUGUGGUCUACACUGCCAUGAGGUCUCAGAGGAACCUCAACUCAACCAUUGUACUCCCAAUGUUGGAGGAUGGCAGAAGUCAAAUGAAAGUGGACGCUCCACAGUGCAUUGUGAAAAAACCUUUCAGCCUGCAACCUCACAGUAUUAUUCCACACAACCACUCCUGGCACCAUAAUAUAAUUGAAGGGGAGAUAGCACAACUGAGAAGCUUGUCACCUGGCCGCAUCAAAAGUGAUAGUGAAGAUGAUGAUCUGCCAAAUGUGACUUUGGACAGUGUUAAUGAAACUGGAUCCACAGCACUCUCUAUCGCACGAGCUGUUCAAGAUUCGGAUUCACCUUUCAGUGUUGAGGGUACAAGACUACAGCGAAGAUCUGAGUCCCCUGAUUCGAAGAAACGGCGUAUACACAGGUGUGAUUUUGAGGGCUGCAAUAAAGUGUACACAAAAAGCUCUCAUUUGAAAGCACAUAGGAGGACGCAUACAGGUGAAAAACCAUAUAAAUGCACAUGGGAAGGCUGUACGUGGAAAUUUGCUCGUUCAGAUGAGCUGACAAGGCACUACCGCAAGCACACGGGAGUGAAACCCUUCAAGUGUGCAGACUGUGACCGUAGUUUCUCACGUUCAGAUCACCUGGCACUGCAUCGUCGGAGACACAUGCUUGUUUGAAAGUGCUUUCAAAAACAGUGGGGCAACGGAGCAGGAUCUCCUCCAAAUCCCCAGGAUUCAGCUGGGCUGAAUUAUGAAGUGUAUCAAUUGAGGAGACAUCUCCAAUCAUCCAAAAGGAGAACAAGUUAAAAAGCACUCUAAUCUUUCCCAUUGCUGACAGUCAAAACUAACCGUCAGUGAUUUGGCAAUUUUGACGAUUUCAGUUUGGCCUGUGAUCUUGUCCAAGGCUAUUCACAAUCAGUUGCUGCAUUUUUUAGAAAAAGUUCUCAUUUUAAAUCAAUUUAACAUUACUAGGAUUCUUCAACUACUGGAUAAACCUAGCAGGCCGGUAUUUAGUGCUGAAUUUAAUUUACCCAUUGUUUCUAUUCCACUUGCUUUUAUAUUCAUUCAGAAAGCGCUACCCAUUGUAGAGACUACUUUUGAAAAAUGGUAAGAAACAAGCGAGGAUAAAGACUUGAUGAUAUUUUCCUCUAUUCCAUACUCAUGCCCUAAAAAACAGUGCACGGAGGAUAGUAUAGUCCAUAGUUGAUGAAGUGAAUUAUAUGCCAGUGCUGUGUCAUGGAUCAUGAUGGACAGGUUAUUAUUCUGCAACAGAAUUAAUGAAAACUCCUCCUCUAGUUGAAAAAUUACAACUGCUGCAGUGAUCUGUACUGGGCUACAUAAACAAACUCGGGAUGGAUAGGACAUGGGAUGAGAGAGAAGAGGGGAUAAUGGAGGCAUUAUAGCUUCAGUAAUUUGUUAUACAUCAUAGUGCACUAUAACUUGGUGCUUAUGCUUUUCCAAGUAUCCUGCCACCUGCAUGAUUGCACUCACCAGGAAUUAUGCAUUUCUCACAAGAACUACAUCAAUCCAGUUUUGCUUUUCUUUCAGUUGCAUAGAGGCGUAUUACAUGGUGUCAGGAGAUGGAUUAUCAAACUAUCUGAUGUACAAAUUAGAAAUUUUUUUUUCAUUUUUGUUGAGCUAAGGGUUAUUGAUUCUGUUCGAAGUCUGUAAGCCUAUCCUAGAUUUUAAUUGAAUUCAAUGGGCUAUCAUAAAUGCCAGAAUCCUUAUUUCAUUUUAAUUGUUUCCAUCAGCAACAGCAUCUUGCAGAACUAUAGCAUAAAAAAAAGCUAUAACAUUGGCCACAAUAUUAGUCGAAAGUAAAUUUAUGAUUAGAUACAGUGUUUUAAUUGGCCUUUAAUAAUGGUAGUAUGGUCAAUAUAUAGCAUAAUUCCUGUUCCACGUGGAAAGGAUUCUCUACUUGUUAGCCUUCGAUUGAUGCUGUUGGUGUGAUUGUUUACAGCCACAGCAUCUUUCACAGCUGUAGCAUCUUAACCAUACAGAACUCCCCACUUAUUGUUUACUGGCACUGUCCAUUGGAUCACAUAAUACUCAACAUAAAAUGUAAGAUGAAAAUAGGAAGAGGUUCUGCAGAUGGCAAACAGAGGUCAUGGGAAAAAAAAUGUGAAGUUAUUUCAUUAAUUAUUGCUUAAUUUUACCAUUGAAGAAUUUGCUGCAGCUCUCCAGAGUUGGUCAUUAUUAGGAGUUUCUAUAUUACGGUGUAUUACUGUACAGAUUUGAAGUGCAUGAAAUAGAUUCCUUUUUACUUAACAAACAGUUAAGUAAGAACUAAGAUCCACUUUGCUGGUUUCAAUUGCAGCACCUAAUCAUAAUGUUCCUUGCAUCUAGUAGGUCUUCUUUAAGCGAUCACUGUCUUAAAUGACACAGGCACAAUUAAGCUCUUUCGCCUCACUGUUGGGGGGGAAGUGACAUGAGUUUUUUUUUAAAAAUGAGUGUUUAUUCAUAUUUUCUUGACUAGUUCAAAUCUACUUUGUAAAAUUGUGUGUAUAGUAGAUGACAGUUCAUUCCACUCAUCUGCUUUAAGACAGCAAUAUUUCUAGGAAAAAAAAAGCAAAGUCAAAAAAAGACUGAUAAACAAAGCGCAGAGCUGUUCUUAUUGAUAGUCAAAGCCUGCCAGUAGCAUCUUCUAACCCGAUUAAUGUGACGUUACAUCACGUGAAGAAGAGAAAUGAGAGUCGGAGGCGUCUUUCUUCUGAGCUGAUUUCUACUUGUCUUCUCUUCAAGGCAGCAUGUUUGUACAAAUGUGAAAAUGGAGUACUAACAGUGCCGCGUUCAUUCUUGUGUUGCACAAAUUGUCAAUAAAGUUAAAAGUAUUAAACCCUUUCCCACCUCACAGGGCAGGAUUCUUCAGGGAGUAUACUGUUGGCCUUCACAUAAAACUGACAAACACCACCUUAAGGGACAGAGCAAUGAACGUUUAACACCUUAUUUCCCUCUGCAAAUUCUAUAGGUUGCCUCAAGUGGCCUACCUUGUGAAAAUACCCAUUCCACACACUAUGAAAUGAAAUACCUUGACUGAACUGUGUUUUACAAAAUAAACAUCAAGCUCAUAUCUGAAUUUACUAACAAAACGAAAAGUACUAGUGAAGGCCAAGGUUUAAAGAUGAAGGUAUGAUUUCUUGAAGAUGGAUAUUGUCCUUAAAUAUUACCAGCUCCUUUUGAAGCCACAAAGACACAAUGUCUUGCACUUUGAAUUCGCCUCAGUUGAGAGAAAAAAAAGAUUUAUACAGGGAUUAACAUCCAAACUCUCAAAAACCAUCCUGAUAUUUUACUGUACUAGUUAGGACAUCUAUUUUAAAUAUUGUAUUAUAUGUGAAAGUUCAAAGUAUUUUGAGAGUCAUAGUUUUACAUAGACUGUAAAUAGUGGUGGGGGAAAACUAAAUUGGAAGGCUUCUAAUUUUCAUUCUAAAGUGCACCCAGUGACCUUUGCGAAGAAAAGAUUCAAAUUGGCUGAUUUAUGAAAGGACUAGCAUAAAUCCUGCAAUAGUUUUUAAACAUCAGUGUUUUAUUCUUUAGGAAUAAAUCCCAUUUUUGAGUCUUCUGAAGAAGCUUUCCUUUUCUUGAUCUUUGUACACUAUUUAGUUCAGGCAAUAAGUAUGUGACAUGUUUACUAACAUUUAUGUAAGUGUUGUUCUUGUAUUUAUGUACAAUGUAUGUAUUGUAAAUAUAUUCAGAACUUUUCAUCUUACUGUAAAAUGCUGACAUCACCCAGAAAUGUAAAGGGAGUCCCAGUAAAGAAAUUUUGAGAGCGGAUGUUCUGUUUCUCCCCAGUCUGAAAGACAAAAAAAUGAACAAGUGUUUAGUUUUCCAUGUGUCCCAAAAUGUCUCCGUUAGUGCUUUGCGUUUCUGUAUUCAACUUUCAUAUGAGCUGAGCUGUGAAUUGAAAAACUAUAGUACACAUCUUUAAAUGUAUGCAUUUGUAAUUACCUGAAAUAUGAAUGGAGGCAUGAAGGUUAAAUAAACUUGCUUUUGUAUGUAA
This is a messenger RNA of Chiloscyllium plagiosum (whitespotted bambooshark), 4669 nucleotides long. It is a transcript of the gene klf12b, whose product is annotated as Kruppel like factor 12b. Lineage: Eukaryota; Metazoa; Chordata; Chondrichthyes; Orectolobiformes; Hemiscylliidae. The record is from RefSeq and is a predicted model, not a curated record. Gene Ontology annotation, biological process: regulation of transcription by RNA polymerase II. Gene Ontology annotation, molecular function: DNA-binding transcription factor activity, RNA polymerase II-specific; RNA polymerase II cis-regulatory region sequence-specific DNA binding.